Molecule: messenger RNA, 201 nt
Organism: Ipomoea triloba (trilobed morning glory)
Lineage: Eukaryota; Viridiplantae; Streptophyta; Magnoliopsida; Solanales; Convolvulaceae
Source: the annotation of a RefSeq genome assembly
AUGGCCAAGAGUAAAGAUGCACGAGUCGCGGUGAUUUUGGAAUGUACCAGUUGUGUCCGAAACGGUGUUAAUAAGGUAUCAACGGGCAUUUCCAGAUAUAUUACUCAAAAGAACCGGCACAAUACGCCUAAUCCAUUAGAAUUGAAAAAAUUCUGUCCCUAUUGUUACAAACAUACGAUUCAUGGAGAGAUCAAAAAAUAA